CGUGUACAUAGUACACGAGUAUGCCGUUAGGCGCGCUAUUUAUCGAACUGUGUCUGUGAUCCUAGUUUUAAGAUGUUGUUAUGAAGUUAGUGAUGUUGAUAUUUAGAAAAAUUUCAUAUCGAUAUAUCACGAUAUUUUUCCAACAGAUAUCGAUAUAUCGACGAUAUAUCGAUAUCUUCAAUAUUGCCUUAAAAGUACCUAUUUUUCCCAUUUGUAUACUCAGUCAUAGACGAUACUAGGAAAAAAUGGCGGACAGCUUUUAUUGGUUCUUAUCAGUAAAAAAGAGGCCAAUUUCGAGCCGAUGUCGCUUCUUAUCAGUGAAUUGCGGGCCAAAUAUCCUGAAAAAGUACUACUUUUUGCUUUUUUUUCCGCGGUUAAAUAUAAUUUUAGAUUAAAAUGCAGCAAAACUAAAGUAUUUUCGACGGAGAAUUCAUUUUUUCUGGUCAGUUUUCUAAAAUUUCACAUAUUCAAAGAGAAUUCUUCGAAAAGUGCCACUUUUACGCGAUAUUUGGCCCACAAUUGAUGAAAAAUGUACUGAUAAGACCAAAUCCGCCAUGUUGUGACGUCAGUCUAGUAUCGUCUAUUCUAGUUUAAUUGCGAACUAACAACUGCAAAAAAUUUGGUACGACAAAAAAUUAUUUUAUAGAUUUUUAAAAAAGUGAGAAAAUUUUUUUUUGAAAAAAAUGAAAAAUUUUUUAAAAUUUCUUUCUAAUUUCAAUUUUUACUCAUAUUUUUGGCUGUUUUCGUGCAUUUUUUCCUCAAUUUUUGACGAUACGAUAUAUCGUCGAUAUUGAUUUUUCAUAUCGAUAUGUCGAUAUUGGAUCUCAUAUCGAUAUAUCGUUUAAGAUAUCGAUAUAUCAACACCACUAUAUGAAGUUGUUAAUAAACCAUCAAAAUGGUAAGAUGUUCGCGUACUUAUUUCGCUCAUUAAUUCGCAAUUAACAAUAAUUUGCUCGUGAGAAUUCUAUUCUCUCGACACAAAUCAUAGAUGUUUAUUUUUUAUUAGUGAAAAGUGCUGCAAAAACACAACCCUUCAUGAUGUUUGAAAUGUUGGUUCAGCAAAUUUUUCUUUAUCAUUUUCAAAAUAAUUGAAUUGAACUUCUUGAAAAUUUCGCCGGUGUUCGAAAAUGGAAGUGUCUCCCGAAGAGGAGAGCCACAGGUUCGAUUUACUUGCCUCAGAGCUACCCUCAGAUUUCAAAACUGUCCUGGUAAAAGACAACGAAGAAAAAUAUGAGCUACGCGCCAAUUUAGAAAAUGAAACUCAUAUGGUCCAGUGGAUUCGCGAAUUCGGUAAAUGUACGCAGACACAAUGGAAUUUUCGACGCUCACGAUAUGGUAGUCGAAUCAUCUCCAGAGAAUUUGUAUGUCACCAAUCACGUUAUGCCAAGGUACCAGCGGACGAAAAUGGUUGCAAUAAAAGAGGUGUUUCGAAGAAUGCAGACUGCUUGGCUCGAUUAAAAAUAACCAUCAAUGUCCAGGCAAGCAGACGUACUCGUGAUCAAUUUGUAAAGAACGGUUUGUGGGCAACCAUUCGUAUUGAUAGAAAGCACACGCAUACACUGAAAGAAGCCAAGAUACUGAGAUUUCUACAGGAUAAAGAUGGCACUUUGCGUGAUUCCUUUUUUGAAUACUUCGGCGAUGGUAUGGCUGCUUCUGAAGCGAAACAUUUUCACGAACAUCAGCUCAAGCUAAACAACGCUAGUGAAAAAGAUUUUGCUAAUGGAAGCUCCAAUCCUACAAUAGAUACAGUCAGCUAUUGGUUUAAACAAUGGCGAACACAGAAUAUAGCUACGAGAACGCAAGAACAGUUGAUAUCAAAACUUGAAGAAAAGAGGAACAUUUACGCUGAACUCGGCAUCAUCUUAGAAUACACCAUUGCUCCAUUCUCUGUUCUAAUGCUAACUCCAACCAUGUUGAGAGCGCACAAGUUAUCAUCGAGCGCUGACCUUGUGUUCAUCAAUACUACCAAAACAAUGAAAACAUGCGACGCCGAUGCAUAUUCCGUGACAUUCAUUUUCACUCCUUGCGCCGUCGGUGCUGUUCCUUUGGCUAUGUUCAUCACAAAAGGACAAAACAAUGAAUCAUAUUCAGCAGCGUUCAACUUGAUUAAAACCGCUCUACCGGAUGGUUUUGGAAAUCAAGGAUUUCCAAGUAUCGCUGUCACCGAUAACGUAGCUGUGGAAAUCGACGCAUUUGAAAAUACAUGGCCUGAUACGAAGACUUUAUUGUGUGUAUUUCGCAUGCUACAAGAAGUAUGGCGAUGGCUGUGGGAUUCUGUGAAUAAAAUCAAACCUGAAGACAGAAUUCAGCUCAUGAAUAGCUUCAAGAAAGUUAUGUACGCGGAAAAUUUGACAGAAAUGGAAAACGCGUACAGCAAUUGCGUAAAUUACGGUACCAAGUAUGACAAAUGGAUCAAGUUCAUCGCAGAACAUUGGAAAUACAAGCAGAAGUGGGCUUUAUCGUACAGAAAUGACGAUAUUCGCCAGCACCUUACGAAUAAUUUUACUGAAACGAGUAUACGCAUAUUCAAAGAUGAUGUGUUCGCUAGAGUGAAACCGAACAACGUUAUCACUCUUGUACAUGUAACGGCAACUCAUUUAGACGACUAUUACGAUCGUAAGAUGCGAAAUUAUGCCAACUUUCUCGAUAAAUGCUCAUAUUCAUUUUUGAGAGAGAACAUGCAAAAAGUUUCGUAUUUAUGCGCUGAUGAUAUACUUCAAAUUGAUCAAUUUUUAUAUCUGGUACCGAGUGAAAAAAAUCGAGACGAAUUGUACACCGUUGAUUGUCAAGUUGGAAGUUGCUCGUGCAUGAGUGGUAAAAGUGGCUCAUUCUGCAAGCAUCAGGCUGCCGUUUAUCAAUAUUUUACUGUUUUUCUAACCAACUUUCCUGCUAUCACGGUGAAAAAUCGUCAUAAAAUGGCCCAAGUUUCGUUAGGAGACAAUGCGCCAGAAAUAUCUUUUUACGAAGACUUUGAAACGUUACCUUGCGCUGAAAAUAUUGAAUUAUCUGCUGCAAAUGAUUCCGUCGUAUCGCCGUCAUCGUCGAUGUUAGAUGUAUGUAUGAUUUCCGUUGAAGAUGAAAAAAAUGUUGACCUGGAAGAAUGUUUAGAAUACGUACGACUCAUUCAAAAUAUUCAAACAACUGUAGGAAAUAAAAUUCGACGUUAUUCCACUUCACGGGACAUCGCUGCUUUGAAUACAUUUCGCGAAACUCUUCAAGAUAUUUCAUCGGAAGAAAUGUUGAUGAAGUUCCUGCAUUCGGCUUCAAUGCCCGUCAACAGACUCAAAAAUGGUACGAAAAAUAAUGUUCAAUCCAAGUCUCCUAAUCAAAAAAUUCGCCCAACUUGCGGAAGCCAGAAAAUUAUAUCAGGACGAGUAACUAAAGAGUAGAUAUAUGGAUAAUUUUAUCUGCUUUUAAAUUAUUGAUGACGUGCUGUGAUUUUAAUUUAUUACCUACUUUACGACUUGUCAUUUUUAUUUUUUUAGUGUUGUAAGCUUUAUACUACUUUCGUAUGUUCCUUUUUCCGUCAUUUUGUUAAAGAAUGAAACGUGAUUAUAUUAUUGAAGUUUUU
Molecule: messenger RNA, 3571 nt
Organism: Planococcus citri (citrus mealybug)
Lineage: Eukaryota; Metazoa; Arthropoda; Insecta; Hemiptera; Pseudococcidae
Exons: 5
Coding region: 1128-3389 (753 amino acids)
Molecular function (GO): zinc ion binding
Source: RefSeq, a predicted model, not a curated record